AUGAUCAUGUUGAGAGAUAUUGAACAUGGAUUUCUUCAAUGUCCUUCUCAUGUAUCUCUAGGUCAUACAGAUCUUAUGACAAUCAGUUAUUUGAUUAGUGGAAAUACCAGCAGAAUAGCACGUCCUUCUAUCAAGUUUCGUUUUAGCCCAACAAUAACAUCAUCAUGUAUUGAUCAACAAGGAUUAUUAACUCAAAAUAAUCCUAAAACGAAUGAAUUAUUAAAUGUAGAACAAUUACAAUUAAAACAUUUAUCGAAUGUAACUAUUCAUACAUAA
This is a messenger RNA of Rotaria sordida, 276 nucleotides long. Lineage: Eukaryota; Metazoa; Rotifera; Eurotatoria; Philodinida; Philodinidae. The record is from the annotation of a GenBank genome assembly.